CGUUAGAUCUCGAUCGCCAGCUCUCGCUGACUUAUUUUUUGAAGAUGAUAUUCACGUUUUCUAUAACGGCUCUAAGUUUUAACUUUAAGGUUAUCUUAUGUGGAUAACUACAAAAAGAGAACGAAGUGGCUGCUCCACCCUUUUGGUCUCGUGUAAUAAAUUUGACCGAUGUCUUUAGACACUCACUUCUCUCAACUCAAGUUGGUUGCUACAGAUCUCAACUUUAUUUUCGUCGAGUCAAUAAUAAAGCACGAGCCCCUCAACAAGACCGCGAAUUGUAAUUUGAAAGCGAACUACAAAACACCAUAUGCCUCUUAAAAGAUUUGGUUGUAGCAACCCGUUUUAUCAAAGAAUCUCUUGUCUAGUACCCGUUUUCAUUUCAUCAUCCAGAAGAGUGAUCUUCUGAGUGAUGAUUCGAGAAAGUAAUUCAAAACACUAGAAUUCGCAGUUUUGACCCCAAUCAAAGUAGAACCGAAUUAAGGUUCGAUCAAAAGAGCUACUUACAAAAACGAUUUCUAGUGCUGGCGCCCGCGAUUCCUUCUUGUGUAGAUUUUCAAAAGUUCUAGGUGUUUUACUAGACGACAACGCGUGUGAAACAAGUACAAGCCAAGAACAACAGAGCUAGCCGUUUCUUUGGGCCGACCACUACAUGCAGCAGAUAUAAAGCAUAUUGAAAACCUCGGCCUUUAUUAGUGCUAGAAUUUUUUUCUCUCACUCCGUCGCUCGCGUUCUUUCGAGCGCGAGUCGGGAUAGAAAAAUGUAGAACCAAGAAGAAAUUGUGUAGUGUUAUAGAUACAUGUAGGCUUAACGUG
Amoebophrya sp. A120 is the source of this 812-nucleotide messenger RNA. NCBI's taxonomy places the organism in Eukaryota, Dinophyceae, Syndiniales, Amoebophryaceae. The record is from the annotation of a GenBank genome assembly.